AAAGGGAGCAGAUUAUCAAACGCAGUAGCACUCCCAACCAAAAGCAAAGAUGCAAAAACUGUAACAAAAUCUUCAUUUUUUUAGCUUUAUUUUGGGGGGUUGAUCGAAAAUGGCGAACCAGUUGGAGAGCUUGGUGGAAUUAAUAAAGUCAAAGGUAAGGGCUCUAAAGAAGUCAAAGAAUAAGCCCUACAUUAAGAUGGAUAAGAGCUCCAGCGUUAAGGUUGAGAUUCGCAGCAGAAAGGCCAGGAAGCUCAUCGACAACACCUUGAAGGCCGCUGAUCGGCCCGGCAAACGCACCCUUUCAUGACCACCACCACGUCGUUUCGAUUCUGUGUGCGUUUUGGGACGUUACGAAAUAUAACGUCGGAACCGUUUCGGAUUGGCAAACCAGAAGAAAUAUCCAAAUAUGCUUCUUCUU
Hibiscus syriacus is the source of this 418-nucleotide messenger RNA. RefSeq lists its product as uncharacterized. The record is from RefSeq and is a predicted model, not a curated record. The transcript has a single exon. NCBI's taxonomy places the organism in Eukaryota, Viridiplantae, Streptophyta, Magnoliopsida, Malvales, Malvaceae. The coding region runs from base 110 to 307 and encodes 65 amino acids.